CGUCAUUUCCUGCGAACGAGCAAACAUUGUCACGUGAUAUAGGUUUAGCGCUCUGUUUCUCGAAUCUGUAAGGUUGACAAAUAUACUUGAAAUGUCAACUUUGUUAUCGUUAUCGUUUGCUUUACGCAAAUGGACACUCGAUGCUAUCUCGAAGAGCGAUUUUCAUCGAUUAUCAGCGAGGAAUUCGAAUCUAAAAAUUCCAGUCUUUGUAUUGAGCGUCACGUGAUCUACUCGCAGCUGGUGUUUGGUAAAUAUGGCGAAAGGUGGUUAGAACACAGCGGAUCGAAGAGGGUGACAUACCCCUAAACCACUGCGACAAUUGUGACAGUCGUUUACUGUCAAAUGAUGGAUCCUGGACAGGAUUUACUCCUUGCUGCUUUGAGCGAGAGCGGCAUCUGCGCAAACGAUCUGUUCGACUUUGAACCUCAGGAUGCGGCCCAGUCCUCUCCCCUCCAGCAGUCCAUCUCCAUUAAUGCCCUGGAUGUUGGUUUGGGGGCCGAGGCAGUGGGAGCUGUUAGAACAGAGACGUCACUUCAACCUACUCACACAGUCACCAUAAGGCACAAGCCCCAGCCCUCAACCACUACAUUUGUCUUAAAUCAACUGAAUCAGUUGCCAUCUCUGGGAACGGUUGUCGUGACCAAACCGUCGACCACAAGCACCCCCAGACACACCAUCACCGUAACCAAGGUGGUUCACACCACCCCGUCAGCCCUGCAUGGCUCCACGUCAACCUCCAGCUCCUCCAUGCCUCGCCCCUCCAUGGUGCCCAGCAGAGAGCAGAUCCAGCUGAAGGACCUGCUGAGGCAGAGCGGGGUGAAGAGCAGCAGCCUGGUGGAGCUGAUGAAGCUCAAGCCUCCGCCCGACAUAGCCCAGCCCGUCGCCACUGCAACGUCCACGGGAACCAAAAUAAUUCUGGUCACGACAAAGAUGAUCACUAAACCAGCGGAACUGAACAACGGGGUGAAAAAGGAGGCGAUGAUGGGCCGAGACAUGGCGCGAAUCUGGGUGAAUGAAGACGCGAAGGGGCGGAGCUUCUCCCCGACCCUCAAACUACCCGGGAUGAAAGAGGAGGACGAGCCCGAGGAGGAGGAUGAGGAAGAGCUGGGUCACGCUGAGACGUACGCAGAGUACAUGCCCAUGAAAUUGAGGAUCGGCCUGAGGCAUCCGGACCCUGUGGUGGAGACCAGCUCCCUGUCCAGCGUGAACCCUCCCAACGUGUGGUACCGCCUCUCCAUCCCAGAGGAGACCAUCGACCGAGGCUGGCUCUCUGCUCUGCAGCUGGAGGCCGUCACGUACGCUGCCCAGCAACACGAGACAUUCCUGCCCAAUGGGGAUCGAGCGUCGUAUCUCAUUGGCGACGGAGCUGGCGUGGGGAAGGGCAGGACCAUUGCUGGGAUCAUCUACGAGAACUACCUCCUAGGCAGGAAGAGGUCACUCUGGUUCAGUGUUUCCAACGACCUGAAGUACGACGCUGAGAGGGAUCUGAGAGAUAUCGGAGCGAAGAACAUCCAGGUCCAUUCACUGAAUAAGUUCAAGUAUGGGAAGAUCUCCUCCAAACACAAUGGGAGCGUGAAGAAGGGGGUGAUCUUCGCCACCUAUUCGUCCCUCAUCGGGGAGAGCCAGUCUGGGGGAAAGUAUAAGACCAGGUUCAAACAGCUCCUCCACUGGUGUGGGGAGGACUUUGACGGAGUUAUUGUCUAUGAUGAGUGUCACAAAGCCAAAAAUGUGUGUCCAAUCGGGUCGUCCAAGCCCACUAAGACUGGCCUGGCAGUCCUGGAGCUGCAAAACAAACUUCCCAAAGCACGCGUGGUGUAUGCCAGCGCCACAGGGGCUUCUGAGCCUCGCAACAUGGCCUACAUGAACCGUCUGGGCAUCUGGGGGGAGGGAACGCCCUUCAAAGAAUUCAGCAACUUCAUCCAGGCUGUGGAGCGCAGAGGUGUCGGUGCCAUGGAGAUAGUUGCCAUGGAUAUGAAGCUGCGGGGCAUGUACAUCGCGAGGCAGCUGAGCUUCACCGGAGUGACGUUCAAGAUUGAGGAAGUUCCGCUGACGCAGCAUUACAUCAAGAUGUACAACAAGUCCGUGCGUCUGUGGGUGAGCGCACGCGAGAAAUUCCAGCAGGCGGCUAACCUGAUGGACGCCGAGCAGCGCAUGAAGAAGUCCAUGUGGGGCCAGUUCUGGUCAGCCCACCAGCGCUUCUUCAAGUACCUCUGCAUCGCCUCCAAGGUCCGUAGGGUGGUGCAGCUGGCCAGGGAGGAGGUGAAGAACGGCAAGUGUGUGGUCAUCGGGCUGCAGUCCACAGGAGAGGCUCGGACUCUGGAGGCCCUGGAGGAGGGAGGCGGAGAGCUCAACGACUUUGUGUCCACAGCCAAAGGCGUGCUGCAGUCUCUGGUUGAGAAGCACUUCCCGGCUCCAGACAGGCAGAAGCUGUUCAGCCUACUGGGGAUAGACCUCUCGGCCAAGAAGACCCCCUCUCCCAUCGAGACCACAGCGGUGCAGAAGGGCAAGAAGAGGAAAGGUCCAGGUGCGGAGGUGAGGAAGCAGGUGAAGAAGCCUCGCAGGUCGGGGGGGCUGUCCGGCAGCAGCUCAGACGACAGCCAAUCGGAAGAGUCGGAGAAAGAGGCGGAGAGCGACGACAGCUUCAAGUCGGUCAGCUCAGGGGAGGACGAUGACGACUUUAACCCCUUCAGGGACGAGUCCAGCGAGGACGAGGAAGAUGAUCCCUGGCUCAUCAGAAAAGAGCCCAAAAAGGGCAAAGAGAAGAAAAGCAAGAAGAAGAAGAAGAAGAAAAGCAUCGACCCAGACUCUAUCCACAGCGCCCUGCUGGCCUCCGGCCUCGGCUCAAACAGGCCUGCCUUCACUGCCCCGGCUGUGAAGACCCCCAGCACGCCCGCCACAGUGAAGGCAGAGAGAGCUAACUUCCUGCUCUCCACAGUGAAGGCGGAGAGCGAGGACGGCUGCGUGACGAGCCAGGACGCGGUGGAGGACGCCCAGCACAUGAAGAAGGAUCUCCUGGACCAGCUGGAGAAGCUGGCUGCUGACCUGCCCCCCAACACCCUGGACGAACUCAUCGACGAGCUGGGGGGGCCGGAGAACGUGGCCGAGAUGACGGGUCGUAAAGGCCGGGUGGUCAGCAACGACGACGGCAGCAUCUCCUACGAGUCUCGCUCGGAGCUGGACGUCCCCGUGGAGAUCCUCAACCUCACAGAGAAGCAGAGGUUCAUGGACGGAGAGAAGAACAUUGCCAUCAUCUCGGAGGCGGCCAGCUCUGGGAUCUCCCUGCAGGCUGACAGGCGGGUCAAGAACCAGCGGCGCCGAGUCCACAUGACCCUGGAGCUGCCCUGGAGUGCGGACCGAGCCAUCCAGCAGUUUGGGAGAACCCACCGGUCGAAUCAAGUCACCGCUCCAGAGUAUGUCUUCCUGAUAUCCGAGCUGGCAGGAGAGCAGAGGUUUGCAUCCAUCGUGGCCAAAAGACUGGAGAGCUUGGGAGCCCUCACUCAUGGAGACCGAAGAGCCACUGAAACUAGAGACCUGAGCAGGUUCAACUUUGACAACAAAUAUGGCAGAAAUGCUCUGGAAAUAGUGAUGAAGUCCAUUGUAAACCUCGACUCUCCGCUGGUCUCUCCACCUGCUGACUUUGACGGGGAUUUCUUCAAAGAAAUUUGCAACGGACUCAUAGGUGUUGGGCUGAUAAAUGUGGAAGACAGAUCCAGAAUCCUGUCAUUAGAUAAAGACUACAACAACAUCGGGAAGUUCCUGAACCGGAUCCUGGGUAUGGAGGUGCAGCAGCAGAACGCCUUGUUCCAGUACUUUUCCGACACGCUGGGGGCCGUUAUACUGGACGCCAAGAAGAACGGCCGAUACGACAUGGGGAUCCUGGAUUUGGGUUCUGGGGAUGAGAAGGUGAGGAAGGUAGAGGCCAAGAAGUUCCUAACCCCAGGCUACUCCACGUCAGGACACGUCGAGCUGUACACGGUGAGUGUGGAGAGAGGUAUGUCCUGGGAGGAAGCCACCCACGCCUGGGCAGACCAGAGCGGAGCCGACGACGGCUUCUAUGUGCAGGUGAGGAACAACAAGAAGACGGCCAUCUUGGUAAAGGAGGUGAACACCAAGAAGAGACUGUUCCUGGUGUACAGGCCCAACACCGGAAAACAGCUCAAACUGGAGACCUACAUUGACAUCAAGAAGAAGUGUAAAAAGGUCUUGUCGGAUGACGCCAAGCAGCAUUGGAUAGACCAGUACAAGUCUUCCGCAAAGAUCUGCUCUCACGCUUAUUGGCGAGGGAACUGCAGGAAGGCGUCCGUGGGCCUGCAGUGUGAGAUAGGGCUGAGGUGCAGGACGUACUACGUGCUGUGUGGCUCGGUGCUCAGCGUGUGGACCAAGGUGGAGGGGGUCCUGGCGUCUGUGAGCGGCACCAACGUCAAGAUGCAAAUCGUUCGUCUCAGGACGGAGGACGGACAGAGGAUAGUAGGUCUUAUCAUUCCAGCAAACUGCGUGUCCCCCCUGACCAACAUCCUGUCGUCCUCCGACCAAUCCCAGCAGCUGGCAGUCCAGCAGCAGCAGAAGUGGCAACAGCUCCACCCUCAGAGUCUGAGCCACGUCGCCAACACAUAGCCUGGGGCCGGGGGCCUUCGCGCAGCACCAGGGGGUCACCCAGGCCCCACGGCUCCCACCGUCUUCGAGUUCACGUCCCACCCCCCCUCCAAGGGGGUUCGACGACUCCGCCGCACAGAGGGCUGUGGUUGCAGCUAGCCACCCUUCCAACUGCUCCCUCGCUUCCUGGGGAGGGGCCCUCGCUAGUGCUGUGGCACUUUUUUUUAAGAUGCGACGCAGCGGUAGUCAAGAGGAAACCGUUUCAGGGUUUCUGCCCAAAGAUGAGUGUGUUUUUUUUCACCUGGAGGAGUUUACUCUCUGUCUUGCUGGACCAUGAUUCAAGAACUGGGUGGGGGAGGUGGGGGUAAGGGUUGGGGGG
Molecule: messenger RNA, 4972 nt
Organism: Hypomesus transpacificus
Lineage: Eukaryota; Metazoa; Chordata; Actinopteri; Osmeriformes; Osmeridae
Gene: sbno1
Product: strawberry notch homolog 1 (Drosophila)
Exons: 34
Coding region: 343-4614 (1423 amino acids)
Biological process (GO): regulation of DNA-templated transcription
Cellular component (GO): nucleus
Molecular function (GO): histone binding; chromatin DNA binding
Source: RefSeq, a predicted model, not a curated record